AUGGACAUGUCGAACCCACCGAGUAACCCAUUGGACGAUUCGAACGCACGUCAUCGGCACCUAGGAGAUUGGCUUGUCGAUGGUUCUUUGUAUUUAAGGCGUAAAAUAUGUCACACGGAUUGGACGUCUCCUCAACAAGCUCCCUCGACAUCCUCUGUUGACCAGGACAGCUUGGAGUUAAAGGAAGUCCUCUAUAAUCGAAUACAUUCGUACAUCCUGCCCCUCUUACACCAUCAACUCACCACUCUCUCACUAUUGCUGGAUGGCUUGCCGACAGAACCCGAGUCAGUGAUGAAGCAAAUGCUGCAGAUCCAACCAGAAAUCGAUUACAAUCUAACUCAAAUGAAAGCUGCCAUUGACGUCAUCUGUCCGGAUUCCCUGUCUUACCAAGCCGACGACCAACAACUUAAACAAUUCAAGAUUUAUAGGCUCGUCGAACUCCGAAAGAUGUUGCGCCAACUUGAAACUCCGUACACCUGUUCUGUCUUGAACGCGGCCUCUGAGCAUAUUGACGCAAUGGGGUUCUCUACAACGAGUAGGUUUGAAAAUGGGGAGGCCUAUACUUACCGCCACGCCACCCUACAUACAUUAGAUUGGAUCGGGCGCACUGUCACACACUUGACAGGAUCCGAAUUGGACGUUGCGGGAAAUACUUGGAGAGAUUCGAUGCUCUCGAUCGAUCAGGAACUAGACAACAUCGUCAACAUGUUCAAAUCAACUCCUCACUCACCGGAUCAUAGGGGGACACACAGGAGGAAUUUAGUUGCCAGCUGUAUCAGCUUACUUUUGGAUUUCUUCUCCGAAGCCGAUGCGACUGACGGAGCGCCGGCAAACCCUGCCAAUAGCGAAAAUAUCAUUGUGAUAGUUGAAACUGUGGCUACUUCUUUCGUAACUCCAAUGGAUCUUGUGGUGGAUUAUCUCGUUCCCUUGGUACCGGAAACCGGUGGUCUUCCAAAUCAAAAUUACUACAAGGACUGGCUUGUUACGUGGGACACUCAACUUCUUUUAGCCAUUCACAACUGUAUUCAAUGUGCCGCAAACAUCUAA
This is a messenger RNA of Puccinia triticina, 1047 nucleotides long. RefSeq lists its product as uncharacterized. The transcript has 3 exons. Lineage: Eukaryota; Fungi; Basidiomycota; Pucciniomycetes; Pucciniales; Pucciniaceae. The record is from RefSeq and is a predicted model, not a curated record. Bases 1 to 1047 code for a protein of 348 amino acids.